Messenger RNA from Strongyloides ratti, 690 nucleotides. RefSeq lists its product as hypothetical. The record is from RefSeq and is a predicted model, not a curated record. NCBI's taxonomy places the organism in Eukaryota, Metazoa, Nematoda, Chromadorea, Rhabditida, Strongyloididae. Bases 1 to 690 code for a protein of 229 amino acids. The transcript has a single exon.
AUGGAUUUGAAUUGUAGUGAGAUAUUUAAUAAAUUACCUAACAAAGGUAUUGGUGUUUUACAAUAUUCAGUUGGUGCUUCACCUAAUUUUUUUAAUAUUAAACUUGCAGAAAAAUGGCUACGAAACAAUAAAAAUGUAACAUGGAUUUCAGGAUUAUAUACAGAGGAACAAUUUAAAGUUUUAGCUGGAAAAUUUGCAUUACGGACAGCUUCAGAGAAAUUUUAUUUUAAAGAGAUAAAAGCUUUAUUUUCAGAUCAAUUAAUGGAUUCUUCCUUUACAAUAAAUACUUUUAUUGAUGUUAUUAAAAAAUUAAGUGAAAAACAAGAAGAUGACCAACUUAUUAUUUUUGAUAACAUUGAUUUUAUUUGUGAUCUUUUUAAUAGUGAUUACCGAGAAGUACUAAGAAUACUAUGCGAAGUUGGUAGUUAUUUUAAUAAUACUUUUAAUGGAAAUACACUUUUAUGUGGCACUAUAUCUGAACGUUUUUGUAAUAAUUACCAACCAAACUUUUAUAAUUUAAAUUUUUUUGCUAAAAUUGAAGAAUAUAAUUCUGGUUUAGAUGAUAAAGUUAGUGGAAAGAUUGACAUUGUUUUUGGAGAUGAAGAAAAAGGCAUAAUUUAUCAUGAUUUUUUAUACUUAUUAAAAGAUCGUAGCGUAACAUUUAUUCCGACGGGUGUUGGUGCUGUAUGA